This is a messenger RNA of Notothenia coriiceps (black rockcod), 2029 nucleotides long. RefSeq names its product leucyl/cystinyl aminopeptidase (gene lnpep). NCBI's taxonomy places the organism in Eukaryota, Metazoa, Chordata, Actinopteri, Perciformes, Nototheniidae. Gene Ontology annotation, biological process: proteolysis; regulation of blood pressure; peptide catabolic process. Gene Ontology annotation, cellular component: plasma membrane; cytoplasm. The record is from RefSeq and is a predicted model, not a curated record. The annotation marks the transcript as partial. The transcript is spliced from 12 exons. Gene Ontology annotation, molecular function: metalloaminopeptidase activity; zinc ion binding; peptide binding.
GGUCGGGGAGGACGGAAAGUGUCAUCUGCUAUUUCGUUAAAGUACCGAGCGUUUUAGAGUAUGUUUUGUUUACAUAUUUAAAGCGUAAGGCUAUAUUUAUUUUAGACCCCAAUCAUAAUUAAGUCUACUAAACAGCUCUAGGCGAUAAAGUUAUGGAUACGAGCUAACGUUCGCUACCUUCAUGUCUUUCAGUCAGUUUCAGUUGUCAGAAGUUGGCUAGCUUCUACGUAGCUAACGUGAGAGAGGACAGGCUGCGGUGGGUUGUGGCCAACCAGGAAAAAAACAUCACGUCUGUCGAGCUGCGUGAGCUGUUGUUUUGGAGGAGAGGAGCUGUUUAAGAUAAACAACCAUGGAUCCGUUUGACAGCAACAUUUCAGAUCGAGCUAACCUUCCAAGAAACAUGAUUGAGAACAGCAUGUUCGAAGAAGAGCCUGAUGUGGUGGAUUUGGCCAAAGACUCCACUGCGUUUCCAACGUUUCCUGCUCUUGACCCGGAUGAGGUGGCGUAUGAGCCUCGUAGCUCGCGGCUGCUCGUGCGAGGGCUGGGAGAGAACGACAUGGACGAGGAUGAGGAGGACUGCGAGUCCUCAGCCCGUCUGCUGGGCAUGUCCUUCAUGAACCGCAGCUCUGCUAACAGACCCAGCUCUUCACCUUACGCCAGGCAGCUUCCACCAAGGUCAUGUUCCCGACCCUCAGCCCGAACCACGGUUGUAUGUGUGUUAUUGCUGGUGGUAGUGGCCUCUAUGACCAUGGUACUGUACUUCUUACCUGGAUGCACCUUUACCAAGACGGGUUGUCGAAAGGCCAACCAGACCACCCCCUUAGUGCCAGUCAACCCCGCGUCUUCCAGUGGCGAACCGUUUCCAUGGAACAGCUACCGGCUGCCUCAGAGCGUACAUCCUCUGAGCUAUGAGGUCACCCUGAACCCUAACCUUGAGGACAUGACCUUCACCGGCUACACCGUCAUCAACUUGUCUGUGCAGCACAACACCAAGCGCAUCGUCCUGCACAGCGCCAAACUCAACAUCACCGGAGCUACCUUCAAGCUGGGUGAAGGGGUCUCCAAAGCUGUGACUGUCCUGGAGUACCUCCCCAGGCAGCAGAUAGCUGUUCAGUUCUCUGAGGAUCUGAAGGCAGGCCAGUCCUGUGUUUUGACCCUGGAGUACUCUGCAAACCUCUCACACUCCUACGAUGGUUUCUACAACAGCUCAUACACCGAUAAAGAUGGAAACAAAAGGGUCUUAGCAGCAACCCAGUUUGAGCCACUGUCAGCGAGGAAAGCCUUUCCGUGCUUUGAUGAACCAGCUUUCAAAGCCACCUUCCUUAUCAAAAUCAGCAGAAAAACAGACUUCAUGACUCUUUCCAACAUGCCUUUGGCUAAAAGCACACCACUUGUCAAUGGCCUCAUACAAGAUGAGUUUGAAAAGACCAGUGUCAACAUGAGCACCUACCUGGUGGCCUUCAUCGUUGCUAACUUCGCCUCCAUGACUAAAAAUGUCUCAAACACGCUGGUGUCUGUGUACUCUGUGCCAGAGAAGAAGGAGCAUACUGACUAUGCUCUGGAAACAUGCUCCAAACUGCUGGAGUUCUACAACGGCUUCUUUGAAAUUAACUACCCACUUAAAAAACUAGACUUGGUAGCCAUCCCUGACUUCCUGGCAGGAGCCAUGGAGAACUGGGGCCUGAUCACUUUCAGAGAGACCAGCCUGCUGGUGGGACAGAAUUCCUCUCCUCUGGAAAAACAAGUCGUUGCCUCUGUGGUAGCGCAUGAGCUCGCCCAUCAGUGGUUUGGAAACUUGGUGACGAUGAGCUGGUGGAAUGACCUGUGGCUCAACGAAGGCUUUGCCACCUACAUGCAGUACAUGUCGCUGCAGGCCGUGAUGCCCAAGCUGGACAUCGGUAAUUUGUUCCUGGCCGUCCGCUUCAGAGCCUUGGACAAAGACGCGCUGAAUUCCUCCCACGCUGUGUCCACCGAGGUUAACGAGCCGGAGCAGGUGGAGGAGAUGUUUGACUCCGUGUCCUAUGAGAAG